Oncorhynchus kisutch (coho salmon) is the source of this 3146-nucleotide messenger RNA. Its product is annotated as trichohyalin. Bases 114 to 2609 code for a protein of 831 amino acids. The record is from RefSeq and is a predicted model, not a curated record. The transcript is spliced from 13 exons. Gene Ontology annotation, molecular function: GTP binding. Lineage: Eukaryota; Metazoa; Chordata; Actinopteri; Salmoniformes; Salmonidae.
AUGAGGGACAACUUUGGGGACAACCAUGCGACUCAGGAUCACAGUAUUUACAACGUGAGACCCAGGAGGACAAGCUGAAGAGGGAGGCAUCAGCUGGUGAGCUUGAGUUGAAGAUGGAAAAAGAAUUAAAAGAGAUAUUAAGACAGAAGAUGAUGAAACAACUAAAGGAGAAAGACACACAACUGGAUGAUAUGACCCAGGAAGUGAGAGAGAAAGAGAGACUCCUGGAUGAUAUGACCCAGGAAGUGAGAGAGAAAGAGAGACUCCUGGAGGAGAAGAACCAGAUAAUGGAACAGAGGGACAAACUAUUAGAAGAGAAAGACAAGCAACUAAAGGAUAGAGACAUUCAACUAGAGGACAGAGACCACAGACUGGGAGAGAAGGACAAACAACUAAAGGAUAGAGACAUUCAACUAGAGGACAGAGACCACAGACUGGGAGAGAAGGACAAGCAACUAAAGGAUAGAGACAUUCAACUAGAGUCUCUGAGAAAGAACCUGCAGGACAAGAACAGCCAAGUAGAGAACUUCAGAGUCCGUCUGCAGGAACAAGACCUUCAACUAGAGGACAGGAACCACAGACUGGGAGAGAAGGACAAACUACUGGAAGAGAGAGACAAACUACUGGAAGAGAGAGACAAACAACUGGAAGAGAGAGACAAACUACUGGAAGAGAGAGACAAACUACUGGAAGAGAGAGACAAACAACUGGAAGAGAGAGACAAAGUACUGGAAGAGAAGGACAAGCAACUAAAGGAUAGAGACAUUCAACUAGAGGACAGAGACCACAGACUGGGAGAGAAGGACAAACUACUGGAAGAGAGAGACAAACUACUGGAAGAGAGAGACAAACUACUGGAAGAGAAAGACAAACUACUGGAAGAGAGAGACAGACGACUGGAAGAGAGAGACAAACAACUGGAAGAGAGAGACAAAGUACUGGAGGGAAAAGAAAACGAACUAAGGGAGAGGAGACAGGAACUAAAAGAGAGAAGACAGGAAGUAGAAGAGAGGAGACAGGAACUAAAAGAGAGAAGACAGGAAGUAGAAGAGAGGAGACAGGAAGUAGAAGAGAAAGACAACCUACUAGAGGAGAGAGAGAACCAGUUAAAGGAGAGAGACAAACAGGUGGAGGGUGUCAACAAUGAAAAUGCUGAACUGGCUCAACAGAUAUGUGAUGUGAAGACUGAGGUAGAGAGACUGAGAAGAGAGAUCUCAGCCCAGAUGACUGAACAUGGAGAGACGUCAGAUACAGGUUCCAUCCUCCCAGUCAGGAGGAGAAACAGCAUGGAGUUUCCUCUAAACAUGAGAGGAGAGACCUCAGAUACAGACCCCACACUUCCACUGAGGAGGACAAACAGCAUGGAGUUAAUUCCUCCAGAUAUGGAAGGAGAGAGCAGCAGUCCAGAUUCCCCAGUGUCUCCCAGUGUGUCUGAGCUGAGACUGGUGCUGCUGGGGAGGACUGGGGCUGGGAGGAGUGCAGCAGGAAACACCAUCCUGGGCAGAGAGGAGUUUGGGGCCCAGGCCAGCCCCUCUGCAGUGACCCAGAGGAGUAAGAGGAGAGAGGGGGACGUGUGUGGGAGACGGCUGGUGCUGGUGGACACUCCAGACUGGUUCUGUCCUGGACUCUCUCUGGAGGAGAUGAGACAGGAUGUGGGGCUCUGUGUCCGUCUGUCUGCCCCGGGACCCCACGCCUUCCUCCUGGUCAUACCAGUGGAGCCCUCUAAGGGGGAGGAGAGAGGGGUGCUGGAGAGAAUGGAGGAGAUGUUUGGGGAGGGUUGUUGGGGACACACUGUGAUUCUAUUCACCCAUGAUGAUGGACUGAAAGAGCAGAGUAUUGAAGAUUUUCUCCAAGCAGGAAGUCAGGACCUCCAGCAGCUUGUAGAGAAAAGUGGGAGCAGGGGCCACGUCCUCAACAUUAAGGACAGGGCCCAUGGCACUCAGGUAUCAGAGCUGCUGGAUCAGGUAGAGGAGAUGGUGGCAGGAAACAGAGAGAGAUUCUACAGCAGUCAGACCUACCAGGAGGCAGAGGACCAGGUUAGAGAGAUGGAGGGAAAGAUCCAGAGAGAGAGAGGAGAGAGGAAACAGAGGGAGGAGAGAGACUUGAGAGAGAGGCUUCAGAAGGAGUUGCAGGACUCUCUGAUAAAGAUAGAGGGAGUGAUCCAGGAACAUGAGGGAGAUAUCAGAACACUCAGUGAAAGAACCAGUGAACUGGAGAGACAGGUGAAAGAAGAGAGGGAUGAGGAGAAGAAAAGAGAGCUGGAGAGGGAGCUGAAGAGGGAGUCUGAUAGGAGGGAGGAGAUGAUGGAGAACUAUGAAGGAGAGGCCAGAGUUGAAGCAGAGAGAAACCUGAUGAAGAUAGUCCUGCCUGAGUUACAGAGGAACAUCAUGAUCUCACAGACAAAUAUGGAGAGGGAGUUCAGCAGACAGAUGAAAGGGAAGAAUAUAGAGAUGGGGAGACUAAGACAGAACUUGAAAGAAGUCAUGGAAGCUCACUCAGUGUUGCAGAAGAGACUGGAACGAGAGGGGAGAGGUCAGAGGGCACUGAUAGGGUUGUUGGGCUGGGUCAGGAGAAACUCAUCAAGUUGGCUUCUCCACAAUCUGAUAUGAUUCACCAUCACCGUCUAUGAUGAUGAACCAGACCAGGUCUACUGUCCACUGUACCGUGGGGGGUGAUCAUGGAUCAUGGUGGUCAUGGGGAAAACAGGACAGAAUAAUGUCUGGUCCAGUCUACAGUGUCAAGAGAAGGAGGGGAGGGAGGUCUGUAAAGAUCUUGAUGAGACGUAAAACAGAAUUCCAAUCCAACGUAGAUUAUUGACCUUUGCACUGCAGACCUUUAGAAUGGAGAGGGUUGUGGGGGGUCAGGAGGUCAGCGGGCGGAGUCAGAGACUGAGAACUCUAAAGAUCUGAGUGAGACUUUUACCCAGUGUUUGAGGAGGUCUACUAUUGAACAGAGAACCAUACUGUAUUUACCACACACUACUUCCUGUUCUUAUUCAAAUCGUUUCAUGUUGAAACUUUAAAUAUACACUGAGUGCACAAAACAUUAAGAAAACCUUCCUAAAGUUGAGUUACAAUCUAUCCCAAUGGAACUCUGUUACCACAUGAGACUGACAUUGUUGAAAUAAAAUGUCACUUUGUAAGACA